AAUCUUGUAAGAAAUUAUAAUAGGUGUAGAAAAAAAUCACCCGUGUCCUGAAGCUCCAUUUCACGCUUUCGCCCCUGGCCAUAUUUUUAGAAUGAACCUGUGGCAUGAGCCACACUGGGAAGGAAAAACAAACAAAAACAACAAACAACAACAAGAGACUGCUAAUUGUUUAUGUUUUGCUGCUGCCUACCCUUUGGAAUGUCAGUCUUUUGUGUUGUGUCGUCCUGAUAUUUCCUUUCCAGUGCCAUGAGCCUACCCCCAAUGAUCGUGACCCCUCCGGGUCUGGAUGCGCUGUACGCCCUGUGUAGGCGAGUGUACCCCAACCAGCCCAACCCUUUGCAAGUGACGGCUUUGGUGAAGUACUGGUUGGGCGGUCCAGAUCCUCUUGAUUACAUCUCCAUGUAUUCUCAUCAAGGUGACGCAGAGCAUAAUAUUCCCCCCCAUUGGCACUACAUAAGUUUUGGACUCUCAGACCUCCAUGGGGAUGGGCGUGUUCAUGAAGGAUCUGGUAAUGAUUCUCCCAGUGGUUUUGGUUUUGAGCUCACAUUUCGAUUGAAAAGAGAGCCAGAUGAAACCUCACCCCCCACUUGGCCCGCUGCCCUCAUGCAAGCCUUAGCAAAAUAUGUUUUUCAGUCUGGCAAUACUCUUUGCUCUGGUGACCAUGUAUCAUGGCACAGUGCUCUUGAUAAUGGUGAGUCUCGCAUUCAACAUAUGCUGAUGACUGAAGACCCGGUUUUGGGAGUCCUGCAAACACCCCUCGGAAGUGUCACAUUUAUUCAGAUAAUCGGCGUUUGUCAAGAAGAGUUGCAGGCAGCUCAGCGAUGGAAAGGACAAGGGGUUAUUGACAUUUUAAAAAGAGUGAAUGGGGCCGGCGGACCAUGGCUGGUGACAGAUAUGCGCAGAGGAGAAAGUAUCCUGGAAUUAGAUGUGUGUGUGCAGGAGGAAAUUGAGUUGGGAAUAGAGAGUGACGGGUCUAGUUUGAGUGGAGUCAGUGCUCGCUGCUCCUGGGUAGAAGCUGAUCCAGACCAGAUAUCACCAUGUCCCUCUGAUAAUGAAGACAGUGGAGAAGGAGGAUAUCUGCGGGAGGGACCUGCUGUGCAGCCUGAUAAUCACAGUAAUUCGUCGAGAUUGCAUGUUGAUGCUCCCAUACCACCCUCUGUAUCAGAUGAAGAACGUGUUCGAAUCAAAGCAGAACUCAGGAAAGGCCUCUUAAAUACUCGAAGCAAGGACAGUAACGAUAGGCUUUCAUCACCUUUUGAUAGCAAUGGCAACUCGUGCCGGAAAAAUUCAUUUGAGGAUGUUGCACCUCAAGUUCUUGAAUCAACUGAGUUGAUGCGCACAAGAAAAUUGGAUGGACUUCACCUUACAUUUAACCUUGAGUCAGGAUUGCUACUCCCUCUGGCUAUCCGGGGCCGAGUUCAACACGGACGACAUUUUACUUUUAAGUCAGUUUUAGGUGACACUGCCAUCACCUUUGUAUCUUCUAAUGUUACUGGCACUUUUGUAACAUCUGACAACCCAUUUGUAGCCCAUGGACCCUGGUUGCAAAUUCUUGUGUCAGAGGAUUUGGCACAACAAAUGUCAGAGAGCUUUGAUGGUCUCAGCAAUGAUAUCUUUCUUCCUAAGCUCUUUAUGUGGAAAGAGCACAAACUGGCAAUAACUAUUGUUAUUGUAUUGUAUGGUACCCAUGUUUCCUGUGCUGUUGCAGAAGUACAUUCAUUAUCUCAUCCUGUAGAUGUUGUGUUAGACCCGGUUUUGGGAGUCCUGCAAACACCCCUCGGAAGUGUCACGUUUAUUCAGAUAAUCGGCGUUUGUCAAGAAGAGUUGCAGGCAGCUCAGCGAUGGAAAGGACAAGGGGUUAUUGACAUUUUAAAAAGAGUGAAUGGGGCCGGUGGACCAUGGCUGGUGACAGAUAUGCGCAGAGGAGAAAGUAUCCUGGAAUUAGAUGUGUGUGUGCAGGAGGAAAUUGAGUUGGGAAUAGAGAGUGACGGGUCUAGUUUGAGUGGAGUCAGUGCUCGCUGCUCCUGGGUAGAAGCUGAUCCAGACCAGAUAUCACCAUGUCCCUCUGAUAAUGAAGACAGUGGAGAAGGAGGAUAUCUGCGGGAGGGACCUGCUGUGCAGCCUGAUAAUCACAGUAAUUCGUCGAGAUUGCAUGUUGAUGCUCCCAUACCACCCUCUGUAUCAGAUGAAGAACGUGUUCGAAUCAAAGCAGAACUCAGGAAAGGCCUCUUAAAUACUCGAAGUAAGGACAGUAACGAUAGGCUUUCAUCACCUUUUGAUAGCAAUGGCAACUCGUGCCGGAAAAAUUCAUUUGAGGAUGUUGCACCUCAAGUUCUUGAAUCAACUGAGUUGAUGCGCACAAGAAAAUUGGAUGGACUUCACCUUACAUUUAACCUUGAGUCAGGAUUGCUACUCCCUCUGGCUAUCCGGGGCCGAGUUCAACACGGACGACAUUUUACUUUUAAGUCAGUUUUAGGUGACACUGCCAUCACCUUUGUAUCUUCUAAUGUUACUGGCACUUUUGUAACAUCUGACAACCCAUUUGUAGCCCAUGGACCCUGGUUGCAAAUUCUUGUGUCAGAGGAUUUGGCACAACAAAUGUCAGAGAGCUUUGAUGGUCUCAGCAAUGAUAUCUUUCUUCCUAAGCUCUUUAUGUGGAAAGAGCACAAACUGGCAAUAACUAUUGUGUCUGAUUGAAAUUUUUUUAACAUGACUGAAAUAUUUUAUUUAUGAAUUUUAAAUAUAUGUAUAUUUAUUCUUAGAGUAGGAAAAAAAUUUAAUUUGAUUUUAUUUCAGUAUUGUAUUGUAUGGUACCCAUGUUUCCUGUGCUGUUGCAGAAGUACAUUCAUUAUCUCAUCCUGUAGAUGUUGUGUUAGGUAUAGGUAGCAGAUAAAUAAGGCUUUGCAAUAUUUUCCAAGAUAGAUUUUAUAUAAUUUUACAAAGUUAGAACUUGAAGACAGAUAAACUUACAGUGGCAGUCUCUGUUGCCAUCUCACUAUGAUUAUUACGAGCAACAUCUCAUUGAAAUUGAUCUCACAAUUGACUACUGUAACAUGCUCGCUCCAAAUGUCUGUGCUUUUAUUUUCUUGGAAAGAAACAUAGAAAUCUAUUAAUGACAUAAAUUGUAGGCUUUUUAAAUAACCUUAUUUCUAAGAAGAAAAUAAAUAAUAGAUUAACAAAGCAUAAGUUUGGAGAAAGUUUGAUAGAUUGAAAGAAUGAGCAGAGCAUCUAUUUCAUUACGAAUAAUGAAGGAGUGCCUAAGCACGGAAUGAUGAAUUUAAUCUCGACUCCAUGUUAACAAUGGUAAUGUGAACACCGCAGGCCUGUCAUACUCACAAUCUAAACUCGUGACCUUAUAC
Thrips palmi is the source of this 3359-nucleotide messenger RNA. It is a transcript of the gene Su(fu), whose product is annotated as suppressor of fused homolog. Gene Ontology annotation, cellular component: cytoplasm; nucleus. Bases 247 to 2697 code for a protein of 816 amino acids. The transcript is spliced from 16 exons. Gene Ontology annotation, molecular function: transcription factor binding. NCBI's taxonomy places the organism in Eukaryota, Metazoa, Arthropoda, Insecta, Thysanoptera, Thripidae. The record is from RefSeq and is a predicted model, not a curated record.